Molecule: messenger RNA, 4757 nt
Organism: Micropterus salmoides (largemouth bass)
Lineage: Eukaryota; Metazoa; Chordata; Actinopteri; Centrarchiformes; Centrarchidae
Gene: fut9a
Product: fucosyltransferase 9a
Exons: 3
Coding region: 942-2024 (360 amino acids)
Cellular component (GO): membrane
Molecular function (GO): alpha-(1->3)-fucosyltransferase activity
Source: RefSeq, a predicted model, not a curated record
CCGCUACAUCACUAAUAGGCAGCCACGUACCACAAACCUCCUAUUACUCCCUUUACUUGGAUAAACCGUCGACACCGGCCAAGUGAGGGGAGAACCUUUGAUCCGUGCUUCCUCGCGGCAGGAAUGAUUCACCUUUUUAUUAAAAUGGGAACCUUAAUCAGAUGAUUGAAGUGUAAUAUGCACUUACGCUGAAUCUCAGCAUCCCACACACACACAAACACGCACACACUGGAGCUCCGCGACAGCCUGCAGCUGCAUUGACGGUAAACAGAGCAAGGUAGCGCAUGGGCAGCCAGCAGGGAAUUAUUCCACAUCGCAUCACAUCCCUGAGCAUACAUGGCGUCCUCACACACCGAGCUAUGAAUUUAGUGUGCAGGCUGACGGGGUAGCCGCCAAUUUUUUAUUUUUUAUUUUUUUUAUUAUUUUUUUAUUUUUUUGCAGCCAUCGUUCUAUGCGUCGGUGUGCAGCAGUGGGAAACAUUGAGCUCACAUUGCUACAGUGGGUACCAUCAUUUGCUGGAUCAAGACGAUGGAUGUGGGCUUAUACGGAUCUAUUCCUGCAAAUACGGCGGACAGACGCGAGUUUUUAUUCCAAAUGCAUCCACAUCUUCCGUAUGUUGCAAGGUGUCUUUGAGAAGGAUACGGACCUCCGGAGGAAAUGAGAAGAAAGGUCUAUUUUGACUCACGCCUGUCGAGAUGGAGGCAUCAUUAAGAAGACCUGUACAUUCAAGAUCAAACACACCUCAUUAGAUCAUUACGGAUCAUUGUUAUUCUGCGAAAGAGCGAAGAGGCAUCUCUUAGCUUUUUUUCUGUCUAUGAGCACUGAAUCACAAAGAAGAUUGAUCCCACCAUCGACCGCAUGUAGGAACUGCUCCCUCCGAUUCCCACAACCUCUACUCUUGCUUGGAUUUUAGCAUUCAGUCAAAUCCACCAGGACAGAGUAUGCCAUCUGCACCUUUUCACAGAAUCCUACGACCCCUUCUACUCGGCACUUUCGUACUGGGAUGCUUUGUGACUCUGUUUUUGAUGUAUUUUAAACCAUCCACCAGCUGGUUAUCGGGACCUGUGGAGUCAACAGAAUCCACAGACCGGGUCAAGAACCUCUUCUCCACCAAGAGUGAUAGAAACGUAACCACCGUAUUGAUCUGGCUGUGGCCCUUCGGACAAACCUACGACCUGAGUGUGUGUAGCUCUCUCUUCAAUAUCGAGGGCUGUUUCAUCACAGCGGACAGGAACCUCUACAACAAGUCGGAUGGGGUCGUCAUCCAUCACCGAGACAUCUGCACUGACCAGUCUAACCUGCCGCCAGUCCAGCGACCCUCCUUCCAGAAAUGGAUAUGGAUGAACUUAGAGUCGCCGUCGCACUCCUCCCAGCUUCCUGGGAUCGAGAACCUGUUCAAUCUGACUCUCAAUUACCGUCAGGAUGCUGACAUUGAAGUGCCUUAUGGGUCCAUUGUAGCAGCGGAGGGCGAAGAGGACUUUGUCCCACCCAGCAAAAACAAGCUGAUCUGCUGGAUUGUGAGCAACUGGAACCAGGACCAUGUGCGGGUGAAAUACUACAAUGAACUGUACAAACACAUUGAGGUUCACGCAUAUGGACAAGCCUUUGGAGAGUACAUCUCUGACCAAGACUACUUCCCCACAAUUGCCAGCUGUAAGUUCUACCUGGCUUUUGAGAACUCCAUCCACAAGGACUACAUUACUGAAAAACUGUACAACCCGCUCUCUGUGGGGACGGUGCCAGUGGUUCUUGGUCCGCCCAGGCAGAACUACGAGAACUUUAUCCAGGGGGACGCCUUCAUCCACGUGGACGACUUCACUUCGCCCAAGGAGCUGGCUGAUUACCUGCUGCUCCUGGAUAAGAAUGAGGAAAUGUACCUCAGGUACUUUGAGUGGCGGCGGCACUUUAAAGUAAAGAAGGCCUAUUUCUGGGCAGAGCACACAUGCCUGGCUUGUGAUUACCUGCGUAGGCACAAGGAGUACAAGGCAUUUAAUAAUCUUGACAAGUGGUACUGGGGCGGAUAGUGCUCUGAAGGGCUAUGCAGUGCUUGCUUUGUUAUUGAGGGAAGUGCUUUAAGAUUUUUGGCCUUCAGUUAACAUGAAGGUUCAUUACUGUUCUGUCCAUAGCUCCCGAAUGACGUUUUUCUAUUGGUUCAGUGGCCCAGUGAGACAUCCAUCUUGUUUUUUUUAAUUUGCAAAUUUUGCUAAGCCUUACUUUGCCUUUUGUGUUAUUCAUUUAUUAUUUAUUUUUUAUGGAUUGCAAAUGCACUACAUUUUUUAUUGUUAUUUCAAUUCAUGUUUUGCUUAACAUGCCCACAUUUGCUGCUAUUUUUUAGGUUUUUGUUCUAUUAUUAGUAUGAAUGCUUGAUUGAACGGAUGUUCCCGUAUAACAGAAAACAUUCAUGAUGCACGGUUGUUGUUGUUGUUUUUCUUUAAAUAUCACCUCUUCAUGAAAUGGCACACAGCGGAUAUUGGACUAGUGUAGGCUGCACAAGGAGACUGACAUAAUAAGUGAAAAUAUUUAUGUAAUAUUUAUUCAAGUGAGGCAUUAUAUGACAAAAAAAAAUCUCAUCUGCGCUAGUGAUGCAGUCACCUAUGCAGUGUUUACUGAACUCAAAUGUGAAAGUAUUUCAAUUGUGUCAUGUACAUAUUGUGUAUUUUUGGAAUUAUGUAGCUGUCAUUUUUUCCCAUAUUUUUGUAAGUUUGCAUUUGCACUGCUAAUCCAACUGUUACCUAUCUUUACAUAUGUACAGUAAGACAGACGGUCAUCAUAUUAUGUGGUUGUAGAUGACAUAUGGUGAUCAUUACCCCUGGUAGUCUCCGACAGCAGAUGUGUCUCUGGCUGUGAGAGGGAGGUUACUAUUUUAAUCAUGUUGUGAAUUGUUCAUUGUCACAUGUGAUGUGUCACAGUGCAGUCGGAUCCCAUGUGGAUGAUGAUAGUACAGUACAGAGCCAUUGUACUGCAAAAUAAAACUCCCACGCACCUCUUAUGUUGCAUUCUAAUUUGAUCUACUAAAGUCUGUUAUUUAUUUUAUUGAAUACACUGACAAAGAGGAAAAAGCACAAAAUGAACAUAUGACUGAAGCCUUUGAUUAAGCUAUUUUGCUGUGUGUACUGUACCGUCAUCCCACAAUGUGACCUUAAAUAUUUACACUGAUAUUUUCAACUAUUUCAGGCAGAUGUUAUCAUAAGAUCAGUUGAGCUCUGCCCACAUUUUUGCAACACCUGUUAAGAAAAAUGUGAAAGAUGUGACUUUUUACUGCAAGAUUAUCUACAUUUCUGUCUUUGAAUCAUCCCAUCGCAGUGUUUGGGACGUUAAGAGGUUGCACGUGAAAUGUAUUUUUCUGUAUUUUUUUCUUUACACUCCUGUUUACAGUUGUGUGGCUUGCCAGCCAACCUAAACCACUGAAGAUCACACAUCAGCGUCUGUAGAUAUCACUUCACUUUGAAAUGUCGUCAGAACAGCUAAUCCACUAAACAAUGCAUCUCAACAGCACUCAGCAGCUAUUGACAUGAUGGUUAGGUAUUUAUGAAAAGUACUGUGCAAGACCAUGUCAACAUUUUAUGCAAGAUGAGCCGGCGGCUUCUUGGUCAAAGUACUCGAACAUGUUUCAGGUUAUUAUCAUUUUGAUAUUCCUUCACUGUCAAAGGGACCAUUGACGUAAAUUUGGAUAAUUCAAUAUUUUUCUUAUGGAAUAUGGUUCCAAAUGCCAUAGUGAAACCUGUAUAUAAACUUGUAGUGAACUGAAUCAUCAUCUGGAUCAAACCAGCCCACUAACACAGAUCAUUCCUGUAUGUGCACCAGACUGAGGGAGUGUUUUCAUUUAUGGGGUACUGAAACAAUAUGUUGUAUAUAUUUUUAAUGUCCGAAUCUCUUUAUAACAUGCAAGUGUUGUCAGGCAGUGAAUGUGAUUUCACUGCGCCUUUGUAAGUAAUGUUGGUGCUUCAAGAGGCUAUGAAUUGUGGCGAAAGGAGAGAGACACUUGAAAAGGACAACCAGCGUCAGAGACGAUGGUUUUAGUGCUGUGAGAUGGACAUUUUCGUCAAGGGAGGCAAAUUUACGCUGAAGUUUAUUUAUUUAUUUUUUAUUAGGCGGUAAUCCUGUUGGCAUGACCUAAUUGAAAACGUUGUGCCAAAAUGCAGCAGAGAUAUAGCACUUUUAUUCAUGUGGAGUUGUGUGACUCACUGUGCUGGUGGCUUUCUUAGUUGGAGCUAUUGUGAGUUCAGAAACUGUCAUCCAAGACCUCGGCUGUCCCACAGAUUAACUAUGAAACUGCCAUUCAUAGUUUCAUAUUGUACAGUCCAAUCUCAUGUAUGGAAACAAGAAUUUCCCUAUCCAAUGUGGUCGGUGACUUUAAAGGAACAUUCGUGGCGUCUGUCUAUUUCAUCCUUUCUUCCUUUUUCUCUUUUUUGCACAAAAACAAACAUGAUUAGCUGUGGCUUCUCUGACCCCUGUCUGAGUCUGUGAGUGUGUCACAGCACCAGAGAGUGAAUCAGGAUGUAUCUUGAUACUAGUCUGACCUGGCAAUGAUUUUGCUGGAGUCACUAAAAACACUGAAUACCGGAGUGGGAUGAAGUCUUUGUGUAUGGCUGAACGUGAAGAUUUCUGCAGAAAUGCAAAUUUUCUGCCAGUUUGCUGAAAUAAUCAGAGAGUCAAUCAGUACAAGUUUUUUGCCAAAUCAUUGUAUUUUGCCAAAUGUUGUGUUUUAACUGUAGAUGUCUGAUAGUGUCAAAAGAAAAUAAAGAUAUGGACAAUUG